This is a messenger RNA of Erinaceus europaeus (western European hedgehog), 364 nucleotides long. Its product is annotated as small ribosomal subunit protein eS28. Gene Ontology annotation, cellular component: cytosolic small ribosomal subunit; ribosome. Gene Ontology annotation, biological process: ribosomal small subunit assembly; maturation of SSU-rRNA; translation. Lineage: Eukaryota; Metazoa; Chordata; Mammalia; Eulipotyphla; Erinaceidae. The record is from RefSeq and is a predicted model, not a curated record. Gene Ontology annotation, molecular function: structural constituent of ribosome.
CAGAAGGAGAAGAAGAAGCUCUCCAGUGUCGCUGCCGCCGCUCCUGCGCCGCCAUCAUGGACACCAGCCGCGUGCAGCCCAUCAAACUGGCCCGGGUCACCAAGGUGCUGGGCCGGACCGGCUCGCAGGGACAGUGCACGCAGGUGCGCGUGGAGUUCAUGGAUGACACCAGCCGCUCCAUCAUCCGCAAUGUCAAGGGCCCCGUGCGGGAGGGCGACGUGCUCACGCUGCUGGAGUCAGAGCGGGAGGCCCGCAGGCUGCGCUAUCCCAUGCCCCCCCCACCGCUUCCAGGUCCCGGAUGUCGGCUCCACCACCCAGCCCUCGCCAGGAUGGCCGGCCACUGUUAAUAAAGCAUUUGUAUUGA